Pseudo-nitzschia multistriata is the source of this 1402-nucleotide messenger RNA. NCBI's taxonomy places the organism in Eukaryota, Bacillariophyta, Bacillariophyceae, Bacillariales, Bacillariaceae. The record is from the annotation of a GenBank genome assembly.
CAUCAUGGACGAAAAGAAAAAGACGCAUCGAAAGCAGCAGAGCAGCGGCAAUUUUUACUUUGUCACCAAACUUCCUGGUCUUUCGGAGUCGGUUCGUGAUGCCGGAGACGAUGUGGCGGUGAUUGAAACAAAGCGAUCCGGAGCUAGCGAAGCGGAGUACGAACCCAAACCGGUCAACAGAAACCUGGUGAGUUUGAUCAAAACAGAAUGGAUCCCAAGCGUAUUCAACCGAAUAGAGUCAAAUGGAAAACAGAAGACAGGAUGGAACUAGUGAAAAAGCGUUGUAAUAGCAACUGAUCGGCSUCGUCGACGAAUGGAUCGAUGCGUUGUCAUGCCCACAAUUGACGCCAGCCCAAUCCCAACAAGUAGUGUAUCCUCAAUCAAUCGUUCUUUUUGUUGGUKGCAGGUCAAAGGAGUUUCGCUCAUGAAAGAGAGCGAACGGAUUGUUUCGAGCGCCCCUAGAAUGAAUCCUCUCUCYCGAACUCUCUUCGCCGUGUUUGGUGGAAGCAAGCCGCAAUCAUUCGACAAAGAGGGCGCCAAGAAGGUAGAUCCCAAGGUCUAUUUUUCCAACGAACGUACCUUUCUCAAAUGGAUGAAUGUGUCUGUGUGGGUGGCGGGAAUCAGCAUAGGGCUCUCGUCGAUUGUUGGCAGCUCGGUGAAGUACAACGCAUGGCAGUCCUGGUUGAGUCUACUGUUUUUGGCGCUUGCAAUUGUUGUUUCCUGCUAUUCCAUGUUCCAGUGUAAGUGCAUAAUGGCGAGGGAAUCCUGACAAUGGAUGUACUUUGACCUGGCUUGCUUGAAUCCUGCUGACGAAUUUGUAAAAAUCGCUUGUCUUCCUUUCUUAAUAAUURAUACGACAAAUUCAUACCUACCGCAUGGAAUAGAUGCCAAACGCUCUCUCAUGAUCGUAAAACGAUCACCGGGGCCGUUCGAUGACAGAUCAGGCCCGAUUGUCAUUGGCUCGUUGUUUAUUUUGUCGUUUACGGCUCAAUACUGCAUCUUCAUCGCAUCAUUGAGCACUGAGAAAUGAUCGGUGCGACGAUGGGGAUAGCGUACUAAGCAUUAUAGCAAAAACAACCGAAUUAGGCAGCCGUGAGAAUGGAAAACGCAUCGCGUUAUUCUUGCUGGAUUCUAURUAUGUUGCGACGAUAUAGAUUWYGAGCUUSGUGACGAUAUYUUCACCGAUARAUGAACUGAAGGGAAAGCUUGGAUAAAAUACUACGUCUUGCAACAAAAUCGAAAAGUCGAUAGAAUACCAGGGAUUGAAAUCGCAGAGCUAAAGGAUCCCAAGGUGUAACGGAGCCGAUAGAUUCGAAGGGCUUCGWCCACAAUUUUGUYACCCUCGCCAUAGUGGUGUAAACACCUUUCGGCGGGAGURUGGAAUUAAAAAAUAUAAUUUGCA